Rhineura floridana is the source of this 5017-nucleotide messenger RNA. RefSeq names its product DNA topoisomerase II binding protein 1 (gene TOPBP1). Lineage: Eukaryota; Metazoa; Chordata; Lepidosauria; Squamata; Rhineuridae. The record is from RefSeq and is a predicted model, not a curated record. Gene Ontology annotation, biological process: mitotic G2 DNA damage checkpoint signaling; DNA replication initiation; mitotic DNA replication checkpoint signaling. The transcript is spliced from 28 exons. The coding region runs from base 417 to 4829 and encodes 1470 amino acids.
CGCAGCUCCUUUAUCGCCCGUCGAAAACAGGCCUAGAUUCCUCCUCCUUGCACUAUUUAAAAGGGCUAUAUUUACCACCCCCAUAUGCCUAGUAGUUUUCUGAUUCUCCUCACCGAACACCUCCGUGGCCCUUUUAAGGAAGGCUUUGCUGGACACCGGGUCAUAUGACCGGGGGGGGGAAGAAGAAGAAGAGGAGGAGGAGUUAUUCACGCAUGCGCGCUUUUCAUUCCAAGUCUUUCCCGCCAGCCUUCGGAAGACCGAGUUCUGGGUUAAUCUGAGAAGGAAGCAACUGGAAACGGAGGGGUGGGGGGUAAGCGGAAAAGAACGCUGCCUUGCCCUCGCGCCGCACGCGCCUUUUUCUCCCGUCCUCUCAUGAGGCGAAGUCGACUCCACUCUUCACUGUUACCUCUGGUUAAAUGAUGAAAAGUAGCAAAGAACCAUAUUUGGUGAAGUUUAUAAAGUCUACAGGAAACUCGGAAUUUUUCUUUCAGGCCCUUGAGUCCAUUAAAGAAUUUCAGUCAGAAGAAUCUCUCCAGAUUCUUGAAAGUGAAGCUGCUCUGAGAAUACAAGAGAAUGACAAAUCCCUUUAUAUUUGUGACCAGUUCAAUGGUAUUGUGUUUAAUCACCUUCAGAAGCUUGGUUGUAGAAUUGUUGGUCCACAAGUAGUUGUCUGCUGUAUGCAGAACCAGCGAUGUGUUCCAAGGGCUGACUAUCCAGUAUUUAAUAUGACAAUGGCUGAUGUAACGGUAUCGUGUACAAGUCUUCCAAAAGAAACGAGGGAAGAGGUCCACAAUUAUGUACAGAUGAUGGGUGGCCGUGUAUACAGAGAUCUUAAUGUUUCAGUAACACAUCUUAUAGCUGGAGAAGUUGGAAGCAAGAAAUACUUAGUUGCUGCUAAUUUAAAAAAACCCAUUUUGCUUCCGUCUUGGGUAAAAGCACUGUGGGACAAAUCUCAACACAGAAUGGUUAGAUACACAGACAUAAAUAUGGGAGACUUCCUAUGUCCUUUGUUUCUUGGCUGUACAAUCUGUGUAACUGGAUUAAGCAGCGUGGACCGGAAAGAGGUCCAGCGUCUCACUAUUCAGAAUGGUGGUCAUUAUACAGGGCAGCUCAAGAUGAACGAGUGUACCCAUCUUAUUGUUCAAGAGCCAAAAGGCCAGAAAUUUGAGUGUGCAAGAAGGUGGAAUGUCCACUGCAUUUCAAUACAGUGGUUUUUUGACAGCAUUGAAAAGGGAUUUUGCCAGGAUGAAUCUAUGUAUACAGUUGACCCUAAAUCAAAGCAAGGAAGUGCACCAAGCACAUCAACUCCGACUAGCCAAGCUACUGAGCCUGAUGGUCGAACACUCUCAGAUGUCAGCGACAUUUCAAACGUCAAUUUAAGUGGUGUUAAUGAAACCUCUUGUAACUCUGCUAUGAAUAGCAGACUGGAUCCUCCUUCAGACGAACUGAACAACUUGGAUAUCAGUUGUUUGCAAGCACCUGAAGACUUACUGGAUGGAUGCAGAAUUUACCUUUGUGGCUUUAGUGGCAGGAAAUUAGAUAAGAUGAGAAGACUUAUUAACUUUGGAGGUGGUGUUCGUUUUAAUCAACUCAAUGAAGAUGUGACGCAUGUCAUUGUGGGUGACUCUGAUGAUGACGAGCUAAAACAGUUUUUGAAGAAAACCGCACAGAGGCCAUAUGUUGUGACAGCAAAAUGGCUUUUGGAAUGCUUUAAAAAAGGUUAUUUCCUGCUUGAGGAUCAGUACAUUCCUGCAAACUACCAGCCAGUGAACACUCCCAUAUUAGAACAGCCUAUCUUUUCCAAAAGAAAUAGUCUCUCAAAGAAAGACACAGUGAAAACUGUGCAGGCUGCAGAAGCAGAUGAAGAUCUACUAUCUCAAUAUGUAACUAAUGAUUCCACACUAGUUGAUGCCAGUAACUACAAUGAUACUGAUCACACUGCCCUUCAAGAAGGAAAUGAGUUCAUUGCCAGCCAUAGUUCCUUGGCAGAGACUUCUACAGUUGUUGAAGGAGCAUUGUUCAGCAGAAAGAGGUUUCUCCUUCUGGGUUUUGGUAAAGAAGAUGAAUCCUGUAUAAGGCCUCUGAUUGAAGAGAAUGCUGGCAAGGUUCUGCCACAACAAAGUAAAGCAAUUGCUGACUAUGCUGUGGUUCCUCUACUUGGUUACAAGGUGGAAUCAACUGUAGGAGAUGUGGUUACAAAUACGUGGCUGGUGAUGUGUGUGGAACAGCAGUCCCUACUAGAUCCACAAUCAAGUCCACUUUUCACACCUGUACCGAUGAAGGAAGGAAACAACCCAUUACAACGAUGUGUGUUGUCUUUCAGCCAGUUUAGUGGGGCAGAGAGAGACUCUUUAGUGUACUUGGCAAAUUUGCUUGGGGCAAGAGUUCAGGAAUUCUUUGUGAGAAGAGCCAAUCCGAGGAAAGGAAUGCUUGUCAGCACCCACCUGGUGGUGAAAGAGCCAGAAGGUUCCAAGUAUGAAGCUGCCAAGAAGUGGAACCUUCCUGCUGUUACUAUGGCAUGGCUGCUGGAGUCUGCAAGGACAGGAAAGAAGGCUGACGAAAGCAAGUUCUUGAUUGGCAGUGUAUUUACUGAAGAGAUCUUCAUAAAUCAGCCAGAUGAAGCAAGGACAAAUUCUGCAUCUCCAAAUACAUGUGACCAGCCUAGCAGUCUCUUUGAAACUGGGAAAACAUCUGUGACACCUCUGGAUAUGAACCGGUUCCAGAGUAAAGCUUUCCAGAUGGUCAUUGCGCACCAUAUUGGUAACAAGCCAAGUCCUCCACAAGGCGGGAAACCAGUACAGAAAGAACCAUCCCUGCAUCUGGAUACACCAUCUAAAUUUUUAUCUAAAGACAAGCUCUUCAAACCUUCUUUUGAUGUAAAGGAUGCUUUAGCAGCUUUGGAAACUCCAGGGGACUGUAACCCACGAAAAAGAAAACUAAGUACUCCUCUGUCAGAAGUCAUUGGCAGGAACUUAAAAGUGGCUUUGGCAAACAGUGCUCGGCAAACGGCUGAUCUCACUGCAAGCCCUCAGUUGAAAGCUGCACCUCAACAAGUGGAGGAAGAGUCAAAGCCUCUAGCUGACGUUGUCAUGUGUGUGAGUAAGAAACUCAGUAAAAAGCAGAGUGAGCUGAAUGCUAUUGCUGCUUCCCUUGGAGCGGAUUACAGGUGGUGCUUUGAUGAAACUGUAACUCAUUUCAUCUACCAUGGAAGGCAAAAUGAUAACAAUCGGGAAUACAAAUCUGCUAAAGAAAGGGGCAUACACAUAGUGUCGGAACACUGGCUUUUGGAGAGUGCACAAGAAUAUAAACGGCUGCCUGAAUCUUUCUAUCCGCAUACAUAUAACCCUAAAAUGAGUUUGAAUAUUAGCGGAGUUCAAGAUGACAGACUCUCAGAUCGGCUUCACUCAGCUGAAAAAACAGGGAAGGAUGAUGAGAAAAUGUCACUGGAUGCUAGUGAUACAGAAGAUGUUACUAUUGAUCAAAUAAAUAAGGCAGUUGCUAUUGGAAAAGAGGAGAAUGCAUCAAAGGGAGUUUUAACGCAGACACUGGCAAUGAGGGAGAACUUUCAGAGGCAAUUGCAAGAAAUCAUGACUGCAACAUCACUAGCUAAAUUGCAAGGACAAAGAAGUUCUUUGUCUAGGAAUGGUUUUGACAAUUCUCCGACAACUCCAGAUGGUCCUCGUUCUGUUCGCAAUGGCCGUAGUCGAGUCUUGGAAGCCCUAAGGCAGUCCCGUCAGGUAGCAAUGGAUGUCAACACGGAGCCAUCCCAGAGUGAACAGAUUAUUUGGGAUGACCCUACUGCACGAGAAGAGAGAGCAAGGCUUGCCAGUAAUCUUCAGUGGCCCAAUAGUCCUUCACAAUGUUCUGAACAAAUUCAGACUAACGCAAUAAACCCUGGAGACCUCUCACUUAGAAAAUCUUUGACUGAUACGGAAAUUGCUGAAAUGGAUGUUGAUGAUCCUGCAAAAACUGAUUUGGUUGAGGUCCCAAGGCUUCCAGGCUGUAGAAAUCCAGAAACCCCUGUCAAAGAUGACCGUCUGAUCCCAACUCCUUUGGCUCCUACCAUUGCCUUUCCACUGGCAAAUCCUCCUGUGGCUCCACAGCCAAAAGAAAAUGUCAUUAGAACAGCUCAAAUAACUGCUGAAGAACCAGAAAAAGAGCGCAGAUUCCAGCUGUCUUCUGUUCGCCCUCAGGCACGGAUUGAUUACUCCCAUAUGAUUGAAGAGCUAGGUGGGGUGGUACUUGAGAAGCAAUGCUUUGACCUGAGUUGUACACACACAAUUGUGGGACACCCUAUUGGCAAUGAGAAAUUCUUGGCAUCAAUGGCGGCUGGAAAGUGGGUGCUUCAUUGUUCCUACCUGGACGCAUGCAGAGCAGCACAGCGCUUUCUAGAGGAGGAAGACUUUGAAUGGGGAAGUAAUUCCAUACUCAGUGUUGUGUCUGAAAUCACUGAAGCCCAGAAGAAUUUAGCAGUUGCAGCCAUGAGAUGGAGGAAAAUAAUACAAAGACAGAGAAAGGAAACUGGCAUUACUGAGGGGGCAUUUAGUGGUUGGAAAGUUAUUUUGAAUGUUAACCCAGUGAAGGAAGCGGGCUUCAAACGUCUUCUGGAGUCAGGAGGAGCAAAGGUGCUGCCUGCUCAUUCUGUCUCUCUCUUUAGAGAAGCCACUCAUCUUUUUGCUGAUUUUAAUAAAUUGAAACCAGAGGAUGUAAGAGUUAAUAUAGGAGAGGCUUCAGCUCAAGGAGUGAACUGCCUGAAGCCAGAAUACAUUGCUGACUACCUUAUACAGGAACAACGACCUCAAAUGGAAAGUUAUCGUUUGCUGUUCUAAAGAUAAGCAGCCACUUCUGGCAACGUACAUGGUACUGGAUUAUCUCAGAAACAAACAUCUGCUGAAGAAACACACCCAACAAAGCAAGACAGAAUGUGUUGUGACUACUUCUCUUAAAAAAAAUGUACUUUCAAUUUCUAUUUAUACUUUCUUUCAACAUAAAAAGGACAUUAAAUGUUUUUGUAGUA